This is a messenger RNA of Dendroctonus ponderosae (mountain pine beetle), 2467 nucleotides long. Its product is annotated as 2-acylglycerol O-acyltransferase 1. Lineage: Eukaryota; Metazoa; Arthropoda; Insecta; Coleoptera; Curculionidae. Gene Ontology annotation, molecular function: diacylglycerol O-acyltransferase activity. The record is from RefSeq and is a predicted model, not a curated record. Gene Ontology annotation, biological process: triglyceride biosynthetic process. Gene Ontology annotation, cellular component: endoplasmic reticulum membrane.
UAUCGAAUAUGUCGAGAUUUGUAAUUGUAAUCAAGAAGAAUGGUCCUUCUUCCUGCUUGCUCUCCUCUGCGUCCUUUUGCAUCUGUUAUCAUUGGCAAUUUUCUGCUUCUCAACUUCUACGAUGCUUAGCAUUCCUAAUAAAAUAGUAUUGAAGUUCUUAUUGUUUCAGCAUUUCUUACAAUAAUUCAUCAAAAAAAAAAUUGUGACAGUGCAUUCGGUAGUUCCUCGUAUAUAAUUUAUUCUAUACUUAGUCCCACUCGCUUGUAGAACAACCCGGUUCAAUCAGUUCUAUUUUAAUAAAUCACUUAGCCGAGUCGUCGGUAUUUUAAUUUUGCUUCUUUAGUGCGUCGAUGUGGUACGAUCGGUUUUGGGCGAGUACCGAGCCUUGUUCUAUGCUACCGAGUACCCACAUCAAAGCAAUGGCCUCUGUUGGUGUUCUUUACCUGUGGUUCUUGUAAACCAUCUCAUCUACAAACAUAUGGUUAAUUUGGAUUAAUUUUUAAAUGGUUUAACGCAAGUUUUGCAGUUGAUGCAUGGUGUUUCUGGUUAAAAAAGUAUCAAGCCAAUUAAAAUGGAGAUAGCAGGGAUUCGCUUCGCACCUCUAAAAAUUCCCAUGGACCGGCGAUUGCAAACUUUUGCAGCUGGAACUGGAUUUGUUUGGCUGAUCUUUGGAGGUUUAAUCAGUCUACUUUUCUCGGUGUAUCUUCUCCUUUUCACCAGAUAUUGGCACGUUACUCUUUUAUAUCUGUUGUGGUUUGUGUUCUGGGACAAAGAUACUAGCCAGCAAGGUGGAAGGCCUUGGCAUUGGGUAAGAAGUUGGAGGUGGUGGAAAUACAUGAAAGAAUAUUUUCCAGUCACUCUUGAAAGAUUACCAUGGGUGGAUUUGGAUCCCGGGAAGAACUACUUGUUCUGCUGCUUUCCUCAUGGAAUGCUAUCUUUAGGGGUAUUCUGUAGUUUCGCUACAGACUAUGGAGAUUUCAAAACAUACUUUCCUCAUCACACACCCCACGUGGUUACACUAUCUCAGCACUACAUCAUGCCCUUUUUUAGGGAGAUGGGUUUAGCAUUAGGUGGAAUUUCUGCCGAAGCGAAUGCCAUCAAUUACAUUCUGAAAUACCCGGAAGGAGGACACGUUUGUGUUUUGAUGCCUGGAGGUGCACAGGAGAGCUACUAUUGCAAACCUGGACAAUACAAAAUUAUCCUACACAAGAGGAAAGGCUUUAUCAAGUUAGCCCUUAAGAAUGGAACUGCAUUGGUUCCAGUUCUAUCGUUUGGUGAAACUGAUACUUUUGAUCAAGUUGAAGGGAAUACAUUGAGAAAAAUUCAGGAAAAUAUCCGGAAAUGGAUCGGCCUUGCCCCGGUGGUUCCAGUUGGCCGAGGAUUUUUCCAGUACACAUUUGGUUUGGUGCCUAGAAGAAAGCCGAUUCGGGUUGUUGUUGGUCAACCAAUGGAAGUUCCAAAACUCGAAAAUCCCACUCCAGACGAAAUUGAGGAAUACCAUACCAAAUUCGUAGAACAUUUGCAGCGCAUGUUUGAGGAACAGAAAUAUAACUAUUUGCAAAAUGCCGAAGACACAAAGUUGGUGAUUGCAUGAACUUGCGGUUCAUUUGGCUCAGUAAUCAUAUCAUGAUGCGAAAUAGUACAAAAAAUGUCGUACCUAAAGUAAUAGAAUUAUUGGAAGUUCUGUUGUGUGCUGAUAUUGUUAGCAUGAUGUAGGAAGUUUUAAAAUAUGUACAAGUCGAAUAAUUAUUAAGAUAUUUAAACCUUUAUUUGGAUGUUUUAUUUAUAUUGGCAAUAACUUUUGUUAUAAUGAAGAACAUUUUUAUUUAAUGUGUGUGCAAGCAGUUAUAAGCCAAAACCGUGAAAAUUGAUGCUAAUUUUCAAGACAGUUCAGGGAGCCAGAAGCAAAAAAACUUAAUUACACGUUCUAUAAAAAAUGAGCUAAUAUUCAUUGUUGGAAAAUUGGAAAGAAGAUAUUCAUUCUAUGGUCAUAUAUUGACAUAUUUUCUCAUGUUUAAACUGUAUUGCUGAUUAUUUCUAAACUAUUACAAACACGUUUAAACUAUUUUACUGCUGACUCCCUGAAAUUUAAAUUAAAAAAAGAAAACUCUUUUAUUAAAUAUUUAGUGUCCCAUAUCAGAAAAGUGCUACUUCUGAAAUACCUACUGUUUGUAAGCGUUACUCAAGUUCAAAACCCAAAAAAGUCCAUAGUUUACCAGUAAAAAUAUAUAGUGUUUGUUUUUCAACUUUCACGGCAGAUUCAGGUAAUUUGAACAUCAUAGAUUAGUUAAAUUAAAAAUAAUGGACCCGCAAUCUGUUUUUGUUUUGUCAUUUAAGAAAUUCUAAUUGCUUACAGUUGACGAUGUUUCUGUUAUAUUCGUAUUAGAAUUACGCGUAAAUACAGGUGCCUUUAUUGCAUCAUAAUAAGUAUUUUCCAGUUUAGUAUUUUAAUAAAUGUUAAAAGUUU